This is a messenger RNA of Elgaria multicarinata webbii, 4154 nucleotides long. Its product is annotated as toll-like receptor 5. The record is from RefSeq and is a predicted model, not a curated record. The transcript has 2 exons. Lineage: Eukaryota; Metazoa; Chordata; Lepidosauria; Squamata; Anguidae. Gene Ontology annotation, molecular function: protein binding. Bases 27 to 1994 code for a protein of 655 amino acids.
CUCGCCUUGCAUCAUCAGCUGACACCAUGCAGUUCCACCAAAGAGGCCCGUUUUGUGGACAUCGGAUAGUCUCCCUUCCUACAGUCGUCUUUUUGCUGGUGCUCUCGGGCUCCGCUACGGGCCUGCCGUUCCGCUGCCAUCACAGCACGGUGAAUUCCCUGCUGGUGGCCAACUGCCAAGCUCAGCGCCACAAGGCCGUCCCUCACGUCGACCCCUCCGUUCAGGCCCUCCUGCUGAAUUUCAACGCCUUCUCCGCCAUCUUGAAUUCUUCCUUCCCCCCGCUGAAGUCCCUGAGGAUGCUGUCUCUCGGGAAGCAACAGGGAGGAUCCCUCUUGGUCGGAGAGAGAGCCUUCCGGAACGUGUCCAACAUCACGUUCCUGGACCUUGGAGGCAACGCGAAUCUGACCCUACACCGGGACGCGUUCAGUGGCCUGACCAAACUUGAGGUGUUGCUCCUGGACGUUGACGGCUUGGACGAAGAAGUGCUGGAAAAUGGCUACUUCCGGGACUUGGUGUCCCUGAAGAGACUGGAUCUCUCUGGGAACCACCUCCGUAGGUUGAGGCCUGACCCGACCUUCCAAGGGCUCAAGAGGCUCACCGUGUUGCAGCUGAAGCUCAACAAGAUCGGGGCAGUCUGUGGGGACGACCUACAGCACCUCCGAGGCCGUCACCUGGCCCUGCUCGACCUUUCCUCCAACCGGCUGCUCAGCCGCCCGGCCUGUGCCAACCCCUUCCGCGACAUCACGCUGGGGACCUUGGACAUCUCUUCCAAUUCGUGGACCGUGACCAAAGCCGAGCAGUUCUUCACGGCGAUAAGAGGCACACGGAUCCAGAACCUCAAGAUGCAACACCCGGGCGCCAUGGGGAGUGGGUUCGGUUUCAGUAACCUCAAAGGUGUCUCGGCCAGCACGUUUUCAGGGCUGUGCAGCAGCGGCGUGGUCUCCUUCGACAUGUCCCACGGCUUCCUCAACAAACUCGUCUCCUUUGCCUUCUCGGGGUUCCCAGAUCUCCAAAUCCUGCUCUUGAGAUCCAAUCAGAUCAAUCGGAUUCAAAACGGAACCUUUGCUGGAUUGAGCGAGCUGCGCGUUCUUGAUCUGUCUGAUAACUUCCUUGGGGAGCUGUACAGAGACGCCCUGCAGCCGCUGACGUCGUCUCCGCUGUUUCAUCUCAUCCUGAAAUCCAACCACAUCGGGGCGGUUCAGCAUAACGCCCUGGAGAAGCUGAAUUCUUUGCAAAUCCUUGACCUCCAGGACAACGCUCUUUCGCGAGUCCCGCCGGGGAAACUUCCGGCCCUGCUGUACCUUAAGCUGGGUCAAAAUAGGAUCAAGGACGCCUGGGGUAUCGCGGAUCUCAGCAAGAACCUGACUCACCUGGACCUCUCCUCCAACCGCCUGAGUGAACUGGGGAGUCUCUGGGGUCACCUGGGGAAAAUCCCAAACUUGCUCUUUCUGAAUCUCUCCCGCAACCAACUAGCAAAAUGCUUCAGAGUCGAGAAAGGGCCCCGGCAGCUCAGGGAGUUGGAUCUUUCCCACAACAACCUGGAAAACAUCUGGAAAGCGGAUCGAUGCGUGGACGUCUUCCAACAUUUGGAGAAGCUGGCCGUCCUCAAUCUCAGCUCCAAUGCGCUUCGGGACCUGCCUGGGAGUCUUUUCCGGGGCCUCGUCUCGUUGCAGACGCUGGACCUCUCUGCCAACCUACUGCUCAGGAUCCCGGAACAAGUGUUCCAGAGUUUAACAUCCCUGCGGACCCUCAGCCUCCGUCGGAAUCCCUUGACGACCCUCUCGCCCCCCGCCUUUCGGCCGCUGGUGCAACUGCGCUCCUUGGACCUGGGGGAAUUGUCUUUGUUUUGCCAGUGCAAUCUUGUCCACUUCCAGGGCUGGGUGCAGGACAGAACAGCGACGGUACGGGGAGCCGAGACGACGCUCCGUUGCAUCCGGACCAGCCCUGAUUUCGCGGAGUUGUCCCUGACCACGUUCCUGAAAAACAAGUGUUAGCCUUAACGCCCGGGUAUCCUUCCCUGGGUGCUGUUGGCUCCAGGUUUGGGAGGCCCCUGGUGUGCCCCAUCUCUGAGUGCGGCCACCUCCUCCUUGCCGCUGUCGCCUGGCCUUCUCCAAUCCACUCUGGAUGCCCAGAGAGAGGCGGGAUCAAGAAAACAGAGGUUGUUGCUGUGACACCAACUCCUGUCACUGCUCACCGGCUUAGAGGGGACGAGUCAAUAGGCAGUGAGAGUGAGGAGCCCCCAGGCUUGGCAGCAGCCCCUUUCUGUACUGUGGGCCUUAGCACGUGCCCAGUUAUGUCGACCAGGUCGAACAUCAAGGGUAGUGGGCCCACUGACAAGUUCCUCCUGGACCUGUUUCUCCACUUCCCCACGGCAUCCUUCCUUGCGCCCGGCCUCUCAAGCAAGCAAGCGGCGGCCAUGAUGAGGAAGAAGAGGAGGAGCGAGAGCCGCAGGAGACCACAGCAGCAAGAAGGUCAACUUAGUGAUGGAGUUUGCCGCCUGAGGGUGUAUUCCCCAAGGAGCGGCAAAAAAUCUGGAGCCGGUACUGAUGCACUAACUUUCUCAAGUGCCAUUUUGGGUAGAAAGGUACAAAUCAAAUCCAUCCAUCAAAUUCCAGUCCAGGAAAUGGGCCUAGAGCGAAAGAGAGAUGCCUUGGGAGGAACCGGCUGUCCUUUUCCUGUGAAUCCUAGAACACACAGAUGACAAAAGAAUUGUCUAACUAUCCCCCCCCCUCGUUUUAUGCUUUUAAUCUACUUGUUUUUACAGUUGCUUUAACUACGUUGAUUUUGGUUUUGCUACAGAUAGGCAGCAACGUUGAGCUCCAUUUUUUGGGGGGUGGAAAAGUAGGGUAUAAAUGAAAUAAAUAAAUGUGCAAGGAAACAAAUCCUGCCAACUCUUCGUGUCGGAGUGUUUGCGGCUCAGAACCGGGGUACUGGCUGCGUUUACCUAUUUAUUUAAAGUAUUUUUUAUCCCGUUCCUCCGCCAAGCAAGGUUCUCUGACCGGCUUAGAAUCAAUCAGUAAAUAAAACAGUCUCUGCCCAACCAGGCUUACAAUCUUAAAAAGUCACGGCAUGCAAGGAAAAGGGGAUGAGGAGGAAGGAGGAGGAAAAUUCGCCCAGCUUUUAAAGGUGAGGCCUCGGAUUCCCAAAUUCUGUUUUUGAGCUUUUGGAGGAAAACGGCAAAUCGAGGCAAAGGUUGCCAACUUUUUCUUCUUCGUUUUUGCCUCUGCUUCUGUGCCUUGUAGGGUUGCAAGACACGGCAAAGGUUUACCAAGCAGGACUUCUCCUGUCAUGGGAAGGUGAUAGGAAAACCUUUGCUUAUUUAAGUGUGUGUGUGUUUGUGUGUGUGUAUGUGUGUGUGUGUGUGAUGUUGCUAUUUAAAGCAUGGAAGCAAGACAAGGAAAACAUGUUGGCCGCUCUAAUAAUGGCAUUGACCUUCAACAAUACCUUAGCAUCUACACUACAAACUUAUUUUGGUUCGGACUUGUCGAAGAAUCGAGGGAAUUGUAUUCUGCUCAGGGUGUCAAACCAUUCCUUGCCUUCUCUGCAGGAAUCACUACUGUCCGAUUCACACGAGGGUUGUUUUAUUCCCACCUACGUACAAACCAUCACUCCCUGGGAAAUGAGGUGGUGGCCAUUAUAAAACCUUUAGCUUCUAUGGAUAGCAGGAACCGGUAAAAUUGGGAUUUAUUACCAUAUUUGCAAAGUCAUCUAUUAGUUGAAAAGCGAUCUCAGUGUUCAUGUCUCUUUCCUGUGUGUACUGGUUAAAUACAUCUUGCACUCAGCUUUCAGGAUUAGAAGCCUGUAUUCUGUUACUGGUAUUUUUUCUUUCUUUUAUGUAUACCCUGUGGCAGGAUCUACACUCCUGCUUCAAAAAGGUUUAUAACAGUAGUGACAACUUUUGGGGGCCAGGACACACUCCACAUACAGUUUCCAAACCGCUUUCGAAGUGUGGAGAGCUAGGGUGACCCCAUGGAAAGGAGGACAGGGCUCCUGUAUCUAACAGUUGUAUAGAAAAGGGAAUUUCAGUAUUUGUAUGCCUGCAGCACCUGGUGAAAUUCCCUCUUCAUCACAACAGUUCAAGCUGCAGUAGCCCUGCCCUCUUUGGGAUGUGAUCACUCUAGUAUAGCUCCUGCAGCUUGAACUGCUGUGAUGAA